GUCGUGUAUCCUGCGUCGUCUGUUUGCUGCAGUGGUUUGCAGCUUGGUACCCCUACCUCUCGGUGACGUCAAGCAAUUCUGAGCAUUUUUACACAACUAAAAAGUCGUUUACUGGCUUCUUGCUUCAGUCUGUCGUUUCACAGUCAACAGUCGGAUCAUUCCUUCUUGCAACUGAUGGGUGUGUGUGUGUCUUGGAGGUGUUGUUGGGGGGGGGGGGGGGGG
Molecule: messenger RNA, 222 nt
Organism: Candidula unifasciata
Lineage: Eukaryota; Metazoa; Mollusca; Gastropoda; Stylommatophora; Geomitridae
Source: the annotation of a GenBank genome assembly